AUGUCUGAGGAAAUCUUGAAAAAAUUCCUGACGUCGAUCGAGCAGGAAGACGGCAUCACUGAAGUAGGGAAGAAGAAGAAAAAGAACAAGAGCGCAGUAGCCAGAGAGAAUGUCAAGACGAUACUGCAAGCAGCAGCAAAAGGCCAAGUGCAGUUGUCUGCAGAAGAAAACUACAUAGUCCAAAAACCGAGCACUUCGAAAGGAACCGAUUAUAUCGACGAUCGGUUAGCAUCACAGGUUAAAAAAUGAAAGAGUGCAGUGAAGUACUUUUAGUUUCAGGGAUUCUCAUUGAUCGAUCAGGCACGUUCGUUCAAACCGAAGGAUUUGAAAAAGAGGAACUUGAAGUGAGCGGAAAAUCGGGAUGAUUUAUCAGAAGAUUCUUUUUCCAGAUACAUGAAAUACCAAGAAAGUCGCCGAUUGGACAAGAAAAAGGGGCGAGUUCUGGUGGCAGCGCACAUGAAAACGAAGACUGAUCUGAAGAAUCUGCGAAAAGAGAAAAAGGAAAUUAUCGGUAUGAUUGCACGUGCAUCAUUAAUACAUUUGUCGUCCCAAAAAAUUAUGCGCGUCUGCGUCCCGUUGUGUUUCGAACAACAAUUAUGGCUUGUUCCGGUUUGACACUCAUUGACACAAAAUACUUGGAUACGGACUCUAAGUACAUGCCAUAAUUGUCGAAAAAGAGGACAAGUGUACCGGGCGUACAAAGAACAACCAGAGGUUUGCAGGUGUGAAGGAGCCAAAACGAUCAAACAAGAAGAAGCAAAAGAGCAAGAGUGUGUUCAGCGACGCCGAUUUCGCCCAAGUCGCUCAUGUCGCCAAGCGGGUCAACUCACUGUCAGACCAUUCGUUCCUCUAGACGUCUCUUGUUUUAUUUCCUUGUUGAUUUCUACUGUUUCCACCACAUUUUUGUUUCUUUCCUUCUAUUAAACCUUGUUUAUCACGGUAUUAUUAGUGCGCUACUCACGCCUACACUUAAAAGUGCUCCCCUGCCAUGUUUUGACGGUGAUUCAUCUGCUCGCUAGACCUCGUGGCUCACAGCUAACAGUUAUCAGCCAAUCUAUGUUUUUCCCCAGCCACUAUAUAAUUACCGUCUGAAUAUUUCAAAAUCUGAGCGCGGCGCAAAUGUUGUGGAUUCUAGUUAUCGCCGCGGUUUCUGUCUAUGUUAUUCUCUCCCAUUGGAGCACUUUUUGGGAGGUUUACCGACUUAAUCGUAUUUGCAAUCUAGAAUUUAAGGUUUGACAAAUAGGUCAGCUUUUAGGGGUAAAUGCGAAUUUCAGAAAAUAUCAGGUCCUCAUGCUCUUCCAAUCAUCGGAUCCGCCUAUCAAUUCAAACUAAAUAAUCGGAGUCCGCCAGAAUAAGAAUAUUCAGAAUUGUUCACUGUUUUCUUUAGAAUUCACUUAUCAGCUGGAAGAAUGGGCGCGGGAAUUCGGAAUGAGUCCGAACAGUUCGGGCGUCAUUUCCGUCUGGAUCGGACCCAUUCCUAUUGCAGUCAUUCUGGCGCACGAGGCCAUGAGGGUUCGGGAAAAAACGGAGAGAAUUUCGGAGUACUAAGCAUUUCAGCCUUUAUUGGAGAGCACAGAGAAUAUAACGAAGCCAGUGCAGUACGGGAAAAUAAUGGAAUGGAUUGGAACGGGUUUGCUGACCAGGCAAGUGAAUACUUGGAGCAUUGAAGAUUCAUUACACGAAUUUCAGCACGAACGAGAAAUGGCGACAACGGCGGAAGAUGCUGACGCCGACGUUUCACUUCAACGUGCUCCAGCGGUAUCAGGAGGUGUUCGCGCAGCAGGGACUCGUGCUCGUCGACCUGCUCAAUCGGAGGGCCAACAACCAGGACGUCGUCAACAUUUUCCCGUACAUCAAACGAUGUGCACUGGAUAUCAUUUGUGGUGAUUUCGACCGAAUUGUACUCAUUUGUUCACGACUUGUUUCAGAAACCGCAAUGGGGGCGAAAGUGAAUGCUCAGGUCGGAUCGAACAACGAUUACGUGGACGCGGUCGGCAGAAUUUCCGAGAUCAUUUGGAACUACGAGCGCUUUCCGUGGCUCUGGGCCAAGCCGGUCUGGUACCUGACAGGGCUCGGAUUCGAAUUCGAUCGGCUCGUCAAAAUGACGAAUGAUUUCACGAGAAAGGUGGGGUGCAGGCUUUUCGAAGUUUGGACCAGGGUUGGGCAAAUAGCUGGUCCAGUUGCAAACUCGAAUAGGAUGAGUCCAAUUUUCAUCUGAUCUGAAUGUGUUCCUUUAACAUUAUGAUAAUCGGGUUUUCUUUUGCUGGUGUUGAUGUUCUCACUGCCGUAAACUGAAAGAUCUGCAACAGAAUUAAGAUCCGUGUACCCUUACACAGUAGUCGGUUCAAAUGUUUGUGACCAGUUAGACGGGUGUUUGAGAAGAUCCAAACAUCGAUGAAAUAUUUUUGAAGGUGAUCACCUCCCGAAAAACGGACUUUGACGAAAGCGUUUUCGAAACGACCAACGACCCCGAGAACCCGAAAGGGAAACGAUUGGCCUUCCUUGAUUUCCUGUUGAAAAUGCAAAGCGAAGGGAAGCUGUCGGACGAAGACAUCCGGGAAGAAGUGGACACUUUCAUGUUCGAAGGACACGACACAACCGCCAGCGGAAUGGCAUUUACCAUCUGGUGGUUAGGCCAGUAUCCGGAGUAUCAGAGGAAGGUGCACGAGGAGAUUGACGAGGUGUUCGGCGAGGAUACGAAAAGGUUGCCGACGAAUGAGGACAUCAAGAAGUUGGUUUAUCUGGAGAAGUGCAUCAAGGUAAGUGUAAUGGAAGUGAAAUUAUUGGAAAGGAACAUUGCAGGAAGCCUUGAGACUUUUCCCGUCGGUACCGUUGAUUGCUAGAAAGCUGACCGAGGACUUGCUGGUUCCGCAUCCGAUUUAUAAGACUAUGCGUCUGCCGAAAGGAUUGACAGUAUUGGCUGCACCGCUGGGAGCAGCCAGAGAUCCGAGGUGACAGAUUGAGGGAUCCUGAGAACAUGAUUCCAGUUUCAGAGAGUUCGAACGUCCAGAAGAGUUCUUUCCGGAUCAUUUCGACUCGGACCGAGUCGCCCGACGAGAUCCUUACGCCUACGUUCCGUUCUCGGCGGGACCCCGCAAUUGCAUCGGCCAAAAGUUCGCGAUCCUCGAGGAGAAGACCGUCCUCUCGUGGAUCUUCCGCCGAUUCGAAGUGAGCAGCGUAGAGCACUGGCCGGAAGGACGGCCCGUUCCCGAAUUGAUUCUUCGCCCGUACGACGGCGUCAAGAUGAUUUUGAAGAACAGAAGACGGUUGUAA
Molecule: messenger RNA, 3273 nt
Organism: Caenorhabditis sp. 36 PRJEB53466
Lineage: Eukaryota; Metazoa; Nematoda; Chromadorea; Rhabditida; Rhabditidae
Source: the annotation of a GenBank genome assembly